Messenger RNA from Bombus impatiens (common eastern bumble bee), 6873 nucleotides. RefSeq names its product SAM and SH3 domain-containing protein 1-like. The record is from RefSeq and is a predicted model, not a curated record. Gene Ontology annotation, molecular function: protein binding. Bases 1775 to 5032 code for a protein of 1085 amino acids. NCBI's taxonomy places the organism in Eukaryota, Metazoa, Arthropoda, Insecta, Hymenoptera, Apidae. The transcript is spliced from 16 exons.
GGCGAAUGUCUCGCGUCAGUCGAGCCGUGUAUCGCGUCGCGGUAAUGUCGUGUUGUAGUUGCGUGUUUCGCGUAUCUUGUUUCGAGCACUGAUGACGCUUUGCUUACCGUGAUUAUGAGCGACGUGAAUUCAGUGAAAUCAAGUUCGGCAUAUUGUUUCCGAUAUGUUUUGAAAGCAGUGAAAAGGAGCAGCGUGCGAUAGAAAUAACACGCAGGUUUUAUUGUGAACGCUGGACCGCGUGCUUUCCGGCCGUGUCGUCCUUUCCACUUUCGGAGUUUUCAAGGUUACGGUUUCAAUACCGGCACGAACGAUCCCGGAGACCGCCGUUUCUGUCUGCGGUUUCGGUCGUCCUCUCUCUCUGUUACUCACGUGUCCCUGUCGCCCAUUCUAAAAAGAAAAAAGAAACUGGAAUACACUAACUCGUGUAAUUUUAACGUUCGUCGAUUUCUAUUUCACGCACGUAACUUGAUAUUUUCAUGAAUUUGUAUCGUUUUUCCCCAUCUGUACAUACGUGAUGUGUUUCUUGUUUACUGCUCCAUUCAACUAGUCCUCGUUGAAUUUCAUCGGAAACAGUGAAGUUUUACUUGUAAGCAAACGAAAGUAUUUCUAACAGGAAAUCGAAGAAAAGUUACGUUAACGAUAUAACAUUACUGGAGCGAAACUGUUGGUAGUUUCGUGAGAAGAGACUUCAAGGUCAGGAAGGAAUAACUACAAGAAGGACAUGUCGGUAUCAUAACAGUGUUGGAAGAAAAGAAUUCUUACGAUUCGACUGAAUGUAGAUUAGUGUAUGUUCUGUGAUUAAAGCCAUAUUGUUUGUUUGACGUCUUCCAUCCUUCUGUGAAAGGUACGCCACUGUACAUUGAAAACGUGCAAGUUUGUAUUAUCCUUCGAACAAAAGUGCUACAAAAAUCCCUAGCAUUCGAAGUACGUAUAAAGUAAUAGUGGUAAAUAUCUGAUAAAUAAAAGAUUUCUUAUUGCACGUGUUACAUUAUAUAGGCUAUAAACAAAGCCAAUACCUAGCAGGUCGCGCGCAAUAACAUUCGUCGCUUGUAAUUUGGUGUUCCGAAUCGACACACGUGCGUUUGAAUCGAUCGCGUUUAAAAGGAUUAAUACCUUGGAUCGGUUGAAUUUCUCUGUUAUUCUCUCUUACCGACCGAGAAGCGUGCUUCGUGAAAUAGAACGAGGCAGGGACACGGAGUACAAUUACCCGCGUUUUUCUUUUAAUUCUUAACUGUGCACCGAGAGAGAGAGAGAGAGAGAGAGAGAGAGAGAGAGAGAGACUCGUAGCAAAGCAGAGGCUCGCUUAGAAGCGUUCGAAACGAGAGAGAGAUCGUAUCGGCGCGUCGAACCAGUUCGAUCGUCCGCGCCUCGUAAUGAGCCGGGGCACCGCACGUUGAAGAUCGAACGUGACCAGUGCAGUAACCCUCCUCCCCCUCGCGCGCGUAGUCGAUCGGUAUUCUCGAAGGAGCCGUUAAUCGAGGGUACCGCCCAUUACAAGAAAAAGCAAUCGGACCCGGGAUCGGUUUCAGGCCGAUUCGAUAGCGAAUAUCAUACGUGACUUCGUUCUUUCCCUGAAGACGUCGUCGUCGAUCCGCAUUCUUUCGAAGAUGUCGCGGCGCGUAGUUUCGAGACAGAGCGCAUAGGCUAGGAGGAGACAAGGACAGAACGGGACGAGAUCUCGGAAAGGAAGUCGAAGGGAGAGACACGUGUAUACGAGAAGAGAGAGAGCGGCGGGGGCGUGAUAAAGCCCUCGCACUCCUCGCCAACGACAGACAUGACGAUGGCUAGCAACAUUGUGGUUGAGUGGCUGCGCUCGCUUCACUUAGGCCAAUAUUCCGAGUCGUUCAUCGACAAUGGCUACGACGACCUUGAGAUUUGUAAGCAAAUCGGUGAUCCUGAUCUGGAUGCGAUUGGAGUGUUCAAUCAAACGCAUAGAGCUAGAUUACUUCAAUCGGUGAAGACACUGAGAGAAGAGGGUGCUGCGAGCGUUUACUUCACCUUGGAAGAAAGCAACGAUUGUUUGUGCGACAAUGUCAGCUCGAAAUCUUCUAGAACGUCUUCUGAGAGACCGCUCAGCGAUAAAGAAGCGCAGAGGGCUUCGCCGACUGCCAGCUCUUCGAGCGGUGGUCAGGAAUUAACCAAGUUCGCGGACGAGUACGAGGAGGGAAAGGCGGAGCUCGUCAGAAUCCCAAGGAUGCAGCUACGGGUGCUGCUGCAGGAGAAGCUGAGGCACGACGGCAUCAGGCUGGCUUGUCAACCUUACACAACACCGGAAGGUGAGAGGGGAUACUUAGAGGGACUGGCUUCAAGGUAUGCAGACCUCUUCAGAACGCAUUACGGAGACGUCCUGGAACCGCUUGAGGAGCUACGCCGCCGUGAAACAAAUGCUUCUCCCAGAAUGCCCAACACUCAACUCACUACCAGUCAUUCACAGCCCAUUUACGUGCCCGGAAAAUACUCGCCCUCGAGCUGUCUGAGCGAUAAGGAAGAGGACGAAAUCUAUGGCUUUGGAUACGGAGUAUUCAGCAGGCAGAUGCUUCAACAACGACAACAGAAACUUGCUCUUGCCGCACAAAACACCACUGCAGUAACGCCAGGUGGACAUCAACAGCCUUAUCAAAGUUGUCUGAGCCCAAGGUCUGCGCUGUUCUACGAGUUCCCGCCUAACGAACAAGGACAAACUACGAGCAAGAAGAAAACAACAUUUUCGCGACUACUUCGAGGACUAAAGACGCACAGGAAGGAGAAACAAGCACAAGCUCAAGGUUCCCCGAGGCAUGGACGCGCAAGAAUAGGAGUACCACAAAGAGUGGACACACCAGAUAGUGUUCUGCAAAGUGGAUUAGGCUUGGGACCAGAUAUGGGACACACAAUUUUACGUUCUAUGGUGGAUCCAAGAGAUUACGAUCGAUUAAGAUAUUUGCAAAUGAACGGUGGUCAGCCAAAUAGCUUCGAGGAAACCAUACAUAGGCUGAAGGUUCAAGAGGCGCUGAGAAAGAAGGAACGAUUUCAUAAAGAACACGAAGAGAUACUGAGGGACAUCCGGCAGGGUUUAAUGCAGCUUGGCCGAGACGGACGGGGUCAGCUCCCUGGAGAUGACACUUACAUGUACGACGAGGAUGCACGUUGCGGAGGAGGACUGGGUUUGGGUCCUGGAGGUCAACACUGGUAUGACGAACCUCCAUAUGAGUCAGACCCCGAAGACUUCCUCAUGGGAGCCAGUGGUGGUCCUGUACCAACAGCGACUAUUCAAAAUGGAAGAGUAUGUUUCACGCUGAAUUUAAGGCCAGAAAACAGAAGUGAGGGAAUUAUUUCGCUUCGAACUGCCGGAGACAUCAGUCUCCCGCGAGAUCGUUCCAGGAAAGGUGCAACUUCGACAAUGCGAGGUCUUAUUGUGCCACAAGGUCAUAAUAAUCCACCAGCUAUCAUACCACUUACGCACUCGAGAGCUUCUCGAGAAAGUGGAGACUACGCGAGUAGCGACGUCCAGAGCCGGAGUAGCGGCGAGGAAGGACUAUCGCCGAGCCAAAGCAGCGACUACGAGGAUCAAGAAGAACUCGAGAAUCAACACUCGGCCGCCGUACACACAUCGGAAGCUAGUGCUUUACUUGAGGGCGAUACGAGGGCGGGGAUCGCAGGACGAGCACGAAAUUUGAGGCACGACGUGCAACGGAAGAUUUCAAGGUUGCGUCAGGACCGCACAUCAUCCGAGGCGUUCCCGUGCAGCGCGAGCAGCGUGGAAAGUCUCCCAAGCGGAAGUGGCUCGAGCACGCAGGCACUUGUGCGUGCAGGAAGCAAUCACAGCUCGAUAUCCUGCGAAGACAGGGAUGCUAUCAGUCCAACGUCUAUCGGGCCUGUACUUUGCAGAGCCAGGGCUCUGGUCGAUUAUACGCCUAGCCCUUAUGACAAGGAAGCACUAAAGUUUAAGAAGGGAGACAUCAUCGACGUGGUACAAAUGAACAAGAGCGGCCUGUGGAAGGGUGUUUUGCACAACAGGAUAGGCCACUUCAAGUUCAUAAACGUCGAGAUACUAAACGACAGGGUUCCAAGGCGCGGCGAACCCGAAGGCCGGGGGAAGUGGGGCCAGAGGUAUAGGCAGAAGCCUGGUUCCGUUCAAGAGCUCUUGCAGAGAAUGAAUCUUCAGGAACACAUUCCUGUAUUUGUAUUUAACGGAUACGAGGAUUUGGAGCUCUUCAGGGAAAUUGAGGCUGCGGAUCUUGAUUACUUGCGCAUACAUCAGCCAGAACAUCGCGCGAAGAUACUCACAGCUGUGCAAUUAUUAAAUGACCUUCAAUCCGGAAGCGAAGGCGAUUUAGCUUCGAGCUCGGAGGGCGACGAGGUGAGUCGACUGGUCUUAACCUCUGGCCAGACAUCCGGCCAUUGUUCACCGUUUAAUCGCCGCCAGUUCCCGCGGGACUCCGGUUGUUACGACGCUCACAAGAAUUCUACCAGUCGACGAACCGUAAGCCCGGAAUCGACCACGACUACCAAGCUGCCCAGAGAGAACAAUCUCGACGCUACAGCAUCCACGAAGAACGUCAGCGGUGUCAGCACAGAAGGGAGCACUGUUUCCGAUAGCAAGGACGACUUUCAUCCUAACAUACCAAUUACUAGCAACGUAACCAGCCAGAAGGAGGGCCAGUUCGACAAAUCGCCGUUGCUCCGUAGCGGCAACGUCCGGUUCAUCGCGAAGAGAGGGAAUUUCGGCGAAACGGUGGUGAUAGAGGAUACUUGCGAGAGCGGGCAGAAACUCGGCGGCAUGGUGAAGUAUGUGGUUGGCAGUGGUGACCUUGGCCUCGAAGGUACCGGCAAUAUCACCGGUUUGGGUCAGAGGGGUUGCCUCAGUGAGAAGUCCAGCGAUUCCGGUGUUAGCUCAUCCAGCAUCAGCUCGGCUCCGCCACCAAGAGAUAAAGUUCUCGCCAAUGUUGCGUCAGACUCACCUACCAAGAAUUUUAGUAAUUUCACCAGGGCAUCACCGACUUCCCAGCCAGCUACCAAUAAGAGUCAAAGCGGUGAGACUAGUUACCAGUAGAGCGCAAUACGAGUGAAGUUCGAACGAGACUUAUAGAAAUUUCCUUUUGCCUUCAUACUUUGCACUCUUACGUGUUUCUGUAAAUUUCCAUUCGCAAAUUAUUGAUGCACUUACGCGCCGUUUCACGCGGAAUUUGGACGAACUUUAUACAUCAACGCGACUGUACAAUGGCGACUGGAGAGAGUUCUUCUGCCGCGUCAUAAGUACUCUACACUUAAUAGGGGUUAGGAUAUUCGACACGACUUUAGAUAGGUGGACUGAUAGCAAAUAUACCAUAAAAAACAAUUUUGGUAUCAGAAUUCUUUGUAGGUUCGAAUGUUCUGAUGAGUAUUCGAAGAUAUAUGGAGAUAAUUAUUGAAAGUAUGUGGAGUAAGUACAAUGUAUUAGUAGAAUACAAUAGAAAGAUUGGUAUAUCGGUACGUCUUGUUUUAGCUCGUUUGAUAAGUUGUAGCUUUCCUGUAAUAUACCGAAGCUAUUGUAAAAGAUAAUAAUUAUCUAUCUAAAAUCCGGUUUCAAUUAAUCAACCUGGUUGUAAGGAAGCUACCCGAUGCAAACGAUUUCACUUGAAAGGGGAUUUUAAGUCAAACAAAAAUUCACACUGAUUGAAAGAUUUCAAGUUACUACUUAUAUGUCAGGUAACUUGAUGUUACAACUUGAAUUUAAGCAACUCGACUAAUCUCAUCAAAGCUUAAAGGAGAAAUCUUUGCAGAAAGGUGAAUUGUUGAAGCUUAUUGAAUAUAACUGAUUGAUUAUGAUCUGAAUGAUUGAAUAUGACUGAUUGAUGAUGAGAUUGAUUAUGUAAUAAUAUUUAACAUUUUAAUUGAUUUAUCAAGCGAAGAUUUAUAUCGGAAAGCAUGAAAAUGGUUGUAAUUGAAAAACGAGCUUAAACGUAAGAUGUAUGAUUCGUAUAUGAAUCUUUUUAUUGUUUUGCUUGAAAUCAGCGAUAUAAUGCUGCUCGACGUCCAAUAUAUUCCGUGAAUGAUGCAGUGCAGGGUUUCUUUCGUUUUCAUUCGAGCUUCGAGUCGAAAGAAAUAGCACGGUGCUUCGCUAACUUUUAUUGCCUUAUCGAUUCUUUGUCCUCGUUACUUUAUAAUCAAAAGUCUGCCGCACUGCUCGCCUUCUUAAACGAGAAUUUCAACUUUGUUUCGAUAUUAGAUUAGAAUAUUACGUGAUUAUUCUCGUUCUGAAUUUUCAUAACUCUCAUUAUCGACGAAAAAGAUAUAAAAAGACAAAAUGGGACAAAAAGAAAACUUAAGCAUCUUUGACGAGAAAAGUGAGCAAAGUGUUUCGACGUUUGUACUUGUACGUGAAUGGAAAGAAUUUGGCAGUAAUGUUCGACAGGAAACAAAUGAAAUGCUUGCCAUGUCACUGCCAGUCAUUUCAUGAUCUCGUCUAUCGUUUUCGACGCUCGUAUAAUUACUAAUAAUAAUAUUGUGAUAAGAUUGCAUUUACGUCUAAAUAAUUUGUAAAUAGGUAAAAAUAUGCAAUAGAAAGAUUCGUCUUUGCAAUUUGUAUACAAUACUAAGCUACGAGAACAGAGACUAAAGGAGAUGUUUAAACGAGAAAAGACACGUUGAUCCGUCGAUCCUACUCGACGUUGGGCUUUAGUCAGCUAUUUAAUCUUUUUCUAUAAGAAGUGGCUGAUUAUUAGCCAGAAACAUCUAGAUUAAAGACUGCCAACACAAUUUAAACUUUUCCAUGGGGUAUGGUGUUCAUUCAUUUUUUUCUAUGUUCGAGUUUGACUUACUUUAAUGCCAUAAGAAAGCUAAGUGAUAAUCGUAAUGAUCUGUCGUUAAAUGUUAUAAUUUAGAAACAUUUUUUUUAUUGCCAGUUUUAUAUAU